This is a messenger RNA of Uranotaenia lowii, 4654 nucleotides long. RefSeq names its product inactive rhomboid protein 1-like. Gene Ontology annotation, molecular function: serine-type endopeptidase activity. Gene Ontology annotation, cellular component: endoplasmic reticulum membrane. Lineage: Eukaryota; Metazoa; Arthropoda; Insecta; Diptera; Culicidae. The record is from RefSeq and is a predicted model, not a curated record. The transcript is spliced from 6 exons. Gene Ontology annotation, biological process: regulation of epidermal growth factor receptor signaling pathway; regulation of protein secretion. Bases 544 to 4494 code for a protein of 1316 amino acids.
GUCACGGCUGACGACGGCUAGCGAUGGUGAUUAGUUUGGUGCGAAAGAUACUCUCGCGUGACUGCUGCCCUAAAAUGUGUGCUGAUGUGAGUGGUGUUAAAGGAAAAAAUAGCUCCACGGAGCUCUCUUUGGGUUAACGGGAGAAGACAACGUAGUGACGGAAAAAUAAGACAUCGACAGAAAUUUAUGUUCGUUUAGCACAUAUCUCCUGAAUUUAGGCUAAUUGUGGAUCGGGAUACGUUUUUCAGUUGUUCGAAGAAUCGGAGUACCGAAAUUUUGUUGGGAAAAUUGUGCAAGAAUAUGGUGCGAGACGCUUUCGAACAUGGGAGCAGAGAUUUUUCCUUUGAGUUCUCGUACAUGCUGGGGUGUGUUUAUUUUAGUGAGCUCAGCCAUUUUGGAAAAUAAUUUUCUUUCAAAUUAGUGAAAAUAUGCGUAUAGAGUGGGGUAGCAAAAUGUUAGACAAUGGUGUGAUUAGAUGUUAAAUUAGUUAAAAUUAUCGGGGAGGAUAAAAUAGCUCAAUUGAAUCCGCGAUAGGGUAUCGAUAUGAGCAGAAGCCGUCGUUCGUCGUUUGGACAUAGCCAUUAUCAGCAGCAAUUUACUGUGACAUCGACCAUCAAUUAUGGGGAUGGUUUGUGCGAUAACGAGGCUAGUGGGCCACAGAAUGGAGCUCCGUCUCCGUCGAGAUUUAGCGAAUCAUCCUAUUCAAAUCUUGGAACCAGAUUAACGGCCUUUGUGUCACCUCCCGGCAGCGAAUGUUAUCGAAAAGACGAAAAUUUGCGGCCCUGCUGUAUUACUUCACCAGUCUCAGCUGUGCCACCAACAGGCGAUCGAUAUUCCACCAGCUCAGCCCCCACGUCUAUUAUUGCUUAUCCUGAUAACAGAAAUGCACCACAUCAUCGUUCGAUGUCGCCCAGCUCGAGGACUCGCUAUCCGGUUCCGGAACGUUUUCGGGAUCCUCCGCAGUCGAAAACGGAUCAAUACGGAAACUAUUUGAUCAAUAAUCCCCCACUGAUUACUGGCUCGGAGAGUUACAGUUAUCUAACAUCCACUGUGCAUACGCCUGUUAAAAGAUAUAUACCCACUCCUCCACCACCGGAGAACUAUCAGCAGGAAAUGGGCUUGGGACCGACACUAAUGGCGGGAUUGAUUGCUUCGAAGGGAGGAAUAAACAUCAUCAAUCAAGGACUUCCAAGAGCGAGUGGAGUGAGUACACUUCCCUAUCGCUUGAAGGUGGAAUCCAAAACGUCACAGGUGCAGCACAUAGCAGAAGAUGUUACCGACCACUACGCAACGCCACCUCGUGCAAGACCCGUAAACUGCCAACAACCGCUUUGUACAUUUACUCAAACCGCAACGCUCGGUCGGCAAACGCGGCAACAGCUUUGUCCUGGCGGUCCAGACUACACCAUGCUUCGAACCCCAACGCCAGUAAGUAUCAUGAGUGAACCAAUGAAUCCGAACCCGUCCGAUGAGGACAAUUGCUACCACUGUAAUAGCCUACGUAGAGCAACCGGUGUUCACCAAACAACCCAAACGUCUGGUCCAAUAAGCCCCCAACCACUGUCCAUUUCCUCGGUCUCGAUGUCCGAAAUGGAACGCCAAUCUCCGCUUAGCCCACCGUCACUAGUGUCACACACAACCUACUCCCAUCAGCAUCCUCUCGUAGUGACGGGCGACGACGGCACAGGCCGAAGUGCUUCAUCCCUAAUAAUUUCCCAGUCACACACACUCAACAGCUCCUGCAGCAACCCUUCCAUCAUAAUCCAGUACCAACAGCAGCACAUUCAGCAUCAGCAAAUCCAACAGCAGCCUCUCUAUCAACAGCUACAGCAACUGCAACAACAGCACGCACAACAACAACAGCAACAGCAACAACAAUCACUGUCACUUCAGCAAAUAGCUCCACCACGUCUUCAACCAGACUCCACACCAUCGACGCUUCAACGCAACACGCAACAGAUUCGAACAAGGCUCUCGCACAAACAACGCGUCAAAGAGUAUCUCCGUCGAAGCACGUCCCAGUUCUUCGGAGUAGAUCAGCUCAACGAAGACUACGAACAGCAAAAAUGGGAAGACCGUCAAAAGCGUCUAGCAGUGCGUCGUUUCGGUUCGCUCAAAGAGGAAGUCGUCAUGGGAAGAGUGAACGAAGUCAAUGCAGACGUUCUGAACGAGCACAGUGAUAGACCGGACGUAUUACCGGCCCAAAGCCAAGACGAACCGGAAACGGAGCAAAAUAGAAGGCAGCGCUUCAACCCGUACUAUAGACACGACGGCAGCGAUGGCUAUCACGUUGAACGGAAGCCUUCGGUUUCAGAGAUGAUUGCCAAUGGAAUGGUAUUCUUCGUUCAGAGCUUAAGAAAUCGACUAGCACGUAGACAGAAACAAUGGUCCCGCAGUUUCGCCCCCGCUCAUGUGGCACUAAACAAUGAAGAUAACGACCUAUGUGACGGACUUACACCGAUCAACGAUGAUGAGUUGUUUUUCGACAUUCCAACUCUCAGUAAUCAGCAACAGAUGGCUGAACAGGACCUUGGAGCUGAGGACGCCAGACAGAUUUAUCUGAUCGACCCAAACAGAGCCACAGUUGGAACAGGCUGGAGAACAAGAUCGGCAGAGAUCCAAAUGCAGCAACAACAUACGAAUCGAGCUAGGAACCCUCCCUAUCAGUACUACGGUCAACGUAUUGCAGCCCACGUACUCGAUAGCGUUCUGGAUAACUCGAGACGACCUUCGGGGCACAGUAUCAAACUUCUAAGGCCUAACGCGUUAGAUGAUCGCUACGACUACCGGCCGUUCUUCACGUACUGGCUGAAUAUCACACAGCUUCUGGUACUGCUUCUAGCCAUACUGUGCUACAGUAUCGGACCCAUCGGAAUUGGGUACGAGCAGAAGAGCAGUCAAGUUCUCGUCACGAGCUUGAGUUUGCAAACGGUGCAACACUACGAGCAGCGGAACGUGUGGAUCGGGCUGCGCGGUGACGAUCUGGUACAUAUAGGAGCCAAGUAUGGGCCCUGUAUGCGACGGGAUGCCCGAAUCAUGGAAUUGAUAUCGAAGACGCGCAAACAAGAACGCGAAACGGCCUGCUGUAUACGAAACGACGAUUCCGGAUGUGUUCAGAGCUCCCAGGCGGACUGUUCGGUGCGCGGACUGUGGCCUACGACAAUAUCAACAUGGAAGAAGUGGUCCCCGGGAGAUUCCGGACCUGGCGGACGAAUAUCGGGAAGCGUGUGUGGUCUGGACCCGAAGUAUUGUGAAGCGCCGGCCUCGAUAGCACCGCACGAGUGGCCCGACGACAUCACCAAAUGGCCUAUCUGUCGCCGGAACAACCAGGUGUCCCAGAAGUUCCGCUUCAAGGACCACACGGCCGAACACAUGGUGUGCGAGGUGAUUGGGCAUCCGUGCUGCAUGGGCAUUUCCGGCGAGUGUCGGAUCACCACCCGGGAGUAUUGCGACUUCGUUCGGGGAUACUUCCACGAAGAGGCGUCCCUCUGUUCGCAGGUUUCUUGUAUGAAUGACGUUUGCGGGAUGUUUCCCUUCAUCGGUGCGGAACUGCCGGAUCAGUUCUACAGGCUGUUCACGUCACUGUACCUUCACGCCGGUAUAAUGCACAUCGUGCUUACACUUGCCUUCCAGCACAUUCUCCUAGCGGAUCUGGAGCGUCUGUUGGGAUCCCUCCGGACGGCGAUUCUGUACAUCGGUUCUGGCAUAGCCGGCAACCUGACUAGUGCCCUGUUUGCGCCGUAUCGACCGGAGGUUGGACCACUGCCAUCGCUAGCGGGAUCGCUAUCGUCUUUGUUAACCCUUCUUAUCCUGUGCCACUGGCGAAAUCUGAAACGGCCCCAUUUCGCCCUGCUCAAACUUUUAGUGGUAGGUUUCCUGGUGUUCGUAGUGGGUACUCUGCCCUGGCAGCAGAACUUUACCGGUUUGGUGUCCGGAAUGAUCUUCGGCACCACCUUUACCCUAGCGCUGACACCGUACUUGACGGUUCGCAAACAUAGCCGCAAACGGAAGGUUAAUCUCAUCUGGACCUGUUUCGUGCUGCACUUCAUCCUGUACAUGCUUAUGUUUCUGGUGUUCUACCUAUUUUCGGCGCCAUUUUCGCUCAACUUUGUCGACGGCAAUCAGAUCGCCAGCAUCAACGACAACAAUGGAGGUUUGCACGAGCACACGAACCCGUACGACACGUUCAACUACUUCAACAACAAGAACAGUGGAGGAGAUCCGGGCUCGGGAGGCAACGGGGGAGCAGGACAGAACAACGGCCACAGGGAGUACGAUCGGGGUGGAGGUCGUGGAGAUGGUCGCUAUGGAAACGGAGGCGGUGCUAUCAGUAUGUCGGGCGGGACGAUCAAGAACAUUAAUCCGAAAUACAAUAAUGGAGGAGGUGGAGGACCGGGAGGGAACGCUAAUCUUAAUGCUAAAACUAAUAGCCAUAGUCAUAAACUGGUAGCUAUAUGUGAAAAGGGACAGUGCAAUCCGCGUCCGAACGCAUGACGUCGUCGGUGUAUUUUAUAGUUUUUCCCAUUGCAGUUGGUUUACGUUCUACUUUUCAUUCUGGUCAUUAUUAUUGUCACGUUACAUGAUAACGAAUAUAUACUGAUAUACUAUAUAUAUUGAAGAAUAAAGAACGCAGGUAAAAUCAACAUCAUGUACA